Messenger RNA from Salvelinus sp. IW2-2015, 6327 nucleotides. The record is from RefSeq and is a predicted model, not a curated record. Lineage: Eukaryota; Metazoa; Chordata; Actinopteri; Salmoniformes; Salmonidae.
AUGCUUAACUGGCCCAAACCUACCACCGUAAAGGAACUAGAACGGUUCCUAGGGUUCUCCAACUACGACCGCCGGUUCAUCCGAAACUGCAGCAGCACAACAGCUCCUCUCUCAGCCCUCACCAGCCAAAAAACCUGUACCCUCCAAUGGACCGACACUGCCCUUACUGCAUUUGAAACCUUGAAACGCCUCUUCACCUCUGCACCCAUCCUUAGGCAGCCAGAUCCUACCCUUCCUUUUGUUCUGGAGGUGGAUGCUUCCGAGAUCGGAGUAGGUGCGAUUCUCUCUCUGCGGGUCGGGACACCUCCCAAAUUACACCCAUAUGGCAUCUUCACCAAGAAACUGUCACCCGCUGAGAGGAAUUAUGAUGUCGGGAACCGAGAGCUUCUCGCCAUGAAGCUGGCUAUUGAAGACCAGCUCCCGAGCCCAUCCUGCCUCCAUCUUGCGUCGUGGGACCCAUACAGUGGGAAAUCCAAUCAGCCGUCCAAGAGGCCCUACUCCACGACCCAGCACCUCUCAACGCCCCUGCAGGCAAGACCUACGUUCCGGCAUCUUGUGUCCUCGGGUACCAACCCCACGUGUUCCCAUGGGAGAUGGAGCCCGGAACUGUGCCUGCCAUUGAUGAGUGGUUUCGACGGAGCGAGCAGGUUUGGGAGACCGCACAUCGGCACCUCCAACAAGCGUCCCUCUCCCAGAAGCGGUUUGCUGACCAGCAUCGCCAACCUACUCCACUCUUCCACCCUGGGCAACUUGCCCCGCUAUUACCGGAUCUCCUCAUCCUUCCAUGUGUCCCUCCUGUGUCCCUCUCCAUCCUCCUGUGGGACCUGCACUGUCCACAGCAACCCCCACUACAGCACCUUUGACGGGGCCAACUUCCGCUUCGUGGGACCCUGUACCUACGUCCUGACCCGGGUGUGCUCGCCCUUUGCACCCUCUGAGACACCCCUGUCCCACUUCAGUGUGGAGGUGAAGAAUGAGCUGAGAGGGAACUCCUCCGUGUCUGCUGUUCAGCAGGUCAAGGUGGAAGUGGAGAACCUCAGGGUCUCCCUGCACAAGAAACAAAACCAUCGGGUCAUGGUCAACGGUAUUUGGAGGAAACUCCCUCUGAGCCUCAAUGGUGGCACUGUCAACAUCCAAGGCACCGCCGCUUCCAUCGUUGUGGAGACAAACUUCAGCCUGUUUGUAUCCUACAACGACGCCGGUGCUGUCCAUAUCACCGUUCCCGUAUCGUACUCCGAUAAAGUCUGUGGCAUGUGUGGGAACUUCAACCACCUGAGAGACGAUGAUUACCGCACACCUGGCAGUUCCGAGGCCGAAGACUCUGCCACAUUCGGACAGAACUGGCAGAGCGAGGCCUGUGACUUGACCGUCGUCCCCAUUGAGUGUCAACCAACUGAUGAGGCGGAGUAUGUCAGCGAGCCAUACUGUGGGUCCCUGAUCUCCAGGCAUGGGCCUUUCUCUGGCUGCCAGUCUGUUCUGGGAGCAGAGAGCUACUUCCGGAGCUGUGUGGCGGGGAUGUGUGGAGCGGAUGGUGACCCAGAGGUGCUGUGUGAAGCCCUGCAGUCCUACUCCGAUAUGUGUCUCAAGGCCGGGGUGCUGGUACCAGCCUGGAGGAACUCGACUAUGUGUCCCCUGGAGUGUGGUGCGAACAGCCACUACAAUGCCUGUGCUAAGGGCUGCCCUGAGGUCUGCUCCAGCAUGGAUAAUCAAGGGGCGUGUGGGAGGUGUGAGGAGAGGUGUGUGUGUGACCCAGGCUUCAAGCUCAGCGGGGGGAGUUGUGUACCUGCAGAGGACUGCGGCUGCUGGAUAAAGGGAGAACACUAUGAAAGAGGAGAGACGUUCAUGGAAGGUGAGUGUGAUCGUGUGUGCCAGUGUAUGGGUGGGGACAGACUCCAGUGUGCUGCUUCCUCCUGCGCGGCCGACGAGGUGUGCAAGGUCAAGGAAGGGGUCAACGGUUGCUUCCUCUCCAGCCCGGCAACCUGCCACGUCUACGGAGACCCCCACUACAUCACCUUUGACGGGAAGGCAUACACCUUCCAGGGGGGCUGCAGCUAUACCUUAGCCAAGACUUGCGGCGGACACACACCCGUCCAGUUCUCAGUGACGGGCCAGAACUGGAACCCCAGAAACGAGAGCAGUGCCAAGCUGGGCACAGUGGUUCUGGAGACAAGCGGUCUGCAUGUGAAGAUGCAAAACUACAGUGCCACAGUGAACCAUGUUUGGCAGCAUCUUCCUGUUACAGUAAACGGCACAUACGGCGAGGUGAAGCUGUAUAAGAAGAAGCAGUACACUGUCAUGGAGACGACUUUUGGCCUCCGGAUGCUGCUGGACGACCAGAGCAGGCUUUUCCUGCAGCUGGACGAGCGCUACAAGGGUAAGAUGUGCGGCCUUUGUGGUACCUACUCCGAUGACCAGGGGGAUGACUUCCUGACCCCUAACGGCACCAAACCCGAGACCAACGUGGUCACGUUCGCCAACAGCUGGAGAGUGAAUAGUCCGGAAGACGAUCGAUGUGUUGCCUCCCCCCCUGCCCCCCAACCAUGUGACUCCCAUUUGGAUGAACAGGGCUACCGGGAGUGUUCCAAAAUGCUGCGCGAAGCCUUCAAGCACUGCCACCCCUUCGUCCACCCCACACCCUACAUCGACAGCUGUAUGUCCGACCACUGUGCCUCCGGUGGGAACAUGCAUGUGACAUGUGACUCCCUGAGGUCCUAUGUGACCACCUGCGAAGUGGCCAAUGUGACCCUGCCUCCCUGGUGGAACGACACCGCCUGUGAUAGUCUACCUGGACCUCCCACAAUACCACCAGUUACUACACCUGACAAGGAACUUUGUCCUCUAGACUGCAACUUUGACAACAGCGAGUGUGGGUGGGAGCAAAUUAUUCAGGACAGUUUUGAUUGGAGGAGACUGAGAGGCCCAACCCCAUCUGACCUCACAGGGCCAACCCAAGACCAUACCACAGGAGGUGGCUCCUACAUGUACAUUGAGGGUGACGGUGUUUAUCACGGAGACUCUGCUCGUAUGAUGAGCCCUAAGUGCCAAAACGGGCCGGGCCAAUACUGCCUGCGCUUCUGGUACCACAUGUACGGACAGGCCACAGCCAUGGCUCUCAAUGUCUACCAGCUUGACCAGCACAACGGAAACAAAAAACUGUGGUCCAAAGCCAACAACCAGGGCUCCACAUGGUAUCCGGCAGAAGUGGAUAUUAUAAUCGAUGGGUCAUUCAAMAUCAUCAUGGAGGGAAUACGAGGCUCUGACCCUCGGUCUGAUGUAGCAUUUGAUGACGUCUCCAUCCACUAUGAAUCAUGCUCAGGUUCUUCAAUUGGUGGUAUUAGUGGAGCUUCAGUUCCUUCCUCAGUUGAUGGAGGAGUGGCCCCACACCCAGUCUGCAACCUUGAUUGCGCUUUCGAGCAGGACCUCUGCGGUUUUACCCAGCUGAUGACAGACGUUUUUGAUUGGACAAGGCACAGUGGCUCAACCCCCACUGCCAUGACUGGGCCAUCAGCUGACCACACAAAAGGAAGUCCAUUUGGUCACUACUUGUACAUCGAGGCCAACAGUGUGUCUAACGGAGACACGGCUCGCCUCCUUAGCUCUGAGUGUUCUGACCCCGGUCCUCAGUGUCUGCAGUUCUGGUACCACAUGUCUGGCUCGGCCGAGACCAUGGGUCUGCACGUCUACCUGCUCCAGGGCCGCUACGUGGAUGGGGUGUGGGGGAAGAGGAACAACCAGGGAGACUCAUGGCAACGGGCUCAGGUGGAUCUGAUGACCACUGGAACUUUCCAGAUCAUCUUCGAGGGCCACAGAGGCACCACUGAUCAGUCCGACGUGACUAUAGAUGAUGUAUCUCUGCAUCGUGGACGAUGUGCAGACUUGAUUAAGCCACCAACACCAACAGAGAAACCUGUACUCCCUCCAGUGGACAAGGCCACCACUGCACCAGCUCCAACUGCUACAAGACCUGAACCACCCACAACAACUAGGCCACAACAACCAACAACUGAUAGACCAGAAACACCAAGACCAACAACUGAAAGACCAGAAACACCAAGACCAACAACUGAAAGACCACAACCACCUAGACCAACAAAUGAAAGACGAAGACCACCUAGACCGACAACUGAAAGACCACGACCACCUAGACCAACAACUGAUAGACCAGAAACACCCAGACCAACAACUGCAGAACUAGGAACACCAAGACCAACACUGGGCAAAACCAGAAACACCAAGAACAACAACUGCAAGACCAGAAACGGCCCGAAGACCAACAAACUGCAAGACCAGAAACACCAAGACCAACAACUGACAGACCAGAAACACAACAAAGACCAACAACUAAACACCAAGACCACAACUGCAAGACCACACCACACUAGACCAACAACAGAAAGACCACAAACCCUACAACCAACAACUGAAAGACCUCGACCACCGAGACCAACAACUGAAAGACCACGACCCCCAAGACCAACAACUGAAAGACCACGACCCCCAAGACCAACAACUGAAAGACUACGACUACCUAGAUCAACAACUGAAAGACUAGGUCUACCUAGACCAACAACAGAAAGACUACGACCACCAAGACCAACACUUGAAAGACCACAAACCCUACAACCAACAACUGAAAGACCACGACCACCAAGACCAACAACUGCAAGACCACAACCGCCCACCACAGCAAGACCAACGCCAUCUUGCCUAAAGAACAGCCAUUACAUCUCCUGCAUCUCCGCCUGCCAGCCCACCUGUAAGCACCUCCACGGCCCUCCCGACUGCAGUGCUGACGAGCCCUGUGUACAGGGUUGUGUAUGUGACGACGGCUUUGUUCUCAAACAGAGGGUGUGUGUCCCCAUCCAGCAGUGUGGCUGUGUGGACAGCAAUGGCAACAGUCAUAACUUUAAAGAGAACUGGUACACUGAGCACUGCCAUCAAAAGUGUGAGUGUGAUGAAGGCGAUGGUGUGGGGGAGAUUGACUGCGACGAUGAAAAUGGGUGUGAUGAGGAUACCGUCUGUUUCCAGAAUGAAGCCGGACAGUAUUUCUGCAAGUCAACAGACUUCAGCGAGUGCUCUAUCAAUGGAGAGCCAGAGUACAGAACUUUUGACAACAUGAAGCACGACUUUGAGGGCAGAAACUCCUACAUUCUGGUCCAGACCACAAGCCUGUCCAAGAACCAGCCAGACGUCUACAUCGAGGCCAUCAUUGAGAUCGUCAACCAGGAUGGUGUUGACAGUCAUAGGGACAGUAGGCAUGGUGACAGUGGUCAUGGUGACAGCAAUGAUGAGGAUGACAAGCAUAAAGACAACAAGGAAAGGGACAGCAAUGAAGACAGCCAUGAUCACAGCAAAGAGAACGAKAGCCGUCUGCGACUCAGAGGACUGAAGAUCAGAGUCUAUAACCACACAGUGGAGUUCAGAAACAACAGGAAACUUGUUCUGGACGGUAGGAGCACCCGUGCCCCUGUCUCACCAGCAGGUGGUCUGAGGAUUCUGGAGCGUUCCUCUCGUAUCUACCUGAAGACAGACUUCGGCCUCUCCGUGGAGUUUGAUGGAGACAGCAGAGCAGAGAUCAUCCUGCCCCACACCUACAAGAGGAGGGUGGGCGGCCUGUGUGGCAACUUUGACGGCAAGAAGAAGAACGAUAUGACGAAGCCCAACAGCAACCAGGCCAAGAGCAUCAAGGAGUUCAGAGAGAGCUAGAGAGUGACGGAGGACAGACUGAGCAUAACAUGGAAAGGAUCGUCUUCCCUUCGUAACGUUGUCUAUGGCCAGUGACCUCACCUCCAUGCAUCAAGACCAUUGAUUGUGUAAUAUUCUUCUCAUAGGCAGACUUUCCUUCCUACAAUGGACACAGUGUAUUUGAAAGUACUUGGGUUAAACAAAAAAAAGCUUGUGUUUUUGUGGACUGUAUGGAAAAUAGAUCAAUGAAGUAUUCUACUUCUUCUAUAUGACUGUUGGUUUAAAUCCUGUUGUUACUGCGGCUUAUGACCCACCUGUAUGCCUUCUGAGAUCUCUUUCAGUCUUACUAUAGGUUCUUUGCACAGUUUACCUAGUGUAUGAAUCAAUGUACACAAGUUACAUAUUUGUGUAUUACUGCUAAUGUGUACUAUAUAUUCAAAAGCCCACAUUCCUUUAGAUUUAGGCUGAUGUCCAAUAGUUCAGUGACUGUAAUGUGCAAUAUUACUGUAUGAUAAUAGAAAACUAUGUAAACAAAGGAUGCAAGUGUUUUAGCUGAUGUUUUAUCCCACUGAAUGUAUGUUUUAUUUCUUGAAUUAUAUAUCUAUGAUUGAUAUGAAUUUUAUGAGAUCUUAUAAAUAAUGA